Molecule: messenger RNA, 1689 nt
Organism: Naegleria fowleri
Lineage: Eukaryota; Heterolobosea; Eutetramitea; Acrasida; Naegleriidae
Exons: 4
Coding region: 1-1689 (562 amino acids)
Molecular function (GO): calcium ion binding
Source: RefSeq, a predicted model, not a curated record
AUGUUCAAAGCACUUCAAUCUGCACCCGAGUCCACCUCUGACUCGUUGAAUGAAAUGUCUCCCUAUUCCAAUCCGAGCUAUCGUUUCACAAUUACUGUGGUGGAAGGAAAAGGAAUUACAGGUGAUCGUGAUGUUUUUUGUAAACUUUGUGUGAACUCUCCAAAUUGCAAAAUUCAGAAAACUAAAUCAAAGAAAGGACAAAAUCCACAAUGGAAUCAAGCAUUCACUUUCGAACCCAUGUUUCGUAACUCUCCCAUGAUCAUUACAUUAUGGAAUUACAAUCUAUUGUCAAAAUCUGAGUUUCUAGGAUGUGUUCGAUUAGUUCCAAUGAGAAUUUUGAGAGAAGAGACCUUGUAUGAUUCAUGGUUUCAAUUAGAACCAUUAGAUACGCCACGUUAUAGAAAUUCACCAAUUAUCAAGAGUGCACAAAUUCGAUUACAAAUCACAUGGACCCGAUUAAUCGAUCGGAUCGAAUUAGUUCACUAUGGUUUCGAUGAAAAAAUUGAGAAAUCUGUUCAAAGAUAUGUGAAAGACACCAGUGGAAGAGGAAUUCAUUUACGUUUCAAAAAUCUCGACACAGACGACAUUGAAAGUGCAGAUGGUGUCAUUCCAGAUGGCAGAUCUGCCUACUUUUCGGGCUUUAAUUAUUUGGAAAGUAAUUUAAAUCCAACCAGGAAUGUCACCGAGUUCACCAUCAGUUUUUGGUUUAAAUGUGAAGAAGUCGAGAAGGAUUUCAUCAUGCUCAGUACCGUCACCACCAACAAGAGUAUCAUUUUGCAAGAAUAUAACUCAAAUUUGAUUCAUCAAUUGAACACUGACUCUGCAACGAGUCAUUUGGAGAAGUUAUAUAUGGCAGAAGAGAACCACAAUCAAUCUCCAAUCAUUACACUCACUACAAGCACGACAAGUAUCCCUAACAACCACUUUUCAAACUCUCCAACUCAAACUCCUCGUACAUUGAGUGUUCAUGGAUUGAAUGAUGAAAAGAAGCACCGAAGAUUAAGCUUAAAUUCUUUGGCAGUAUUGAACACUAGCUUUAACAAGAAAUUAGCAUCAAAACCAACCAAAAAAGAACAACAAAAAUUGGACGAGGAAAUUAUUUCCAUGAGUGGAUUUACAAUUGGUACCAAAGCUUCCGAAUUUUAUGAUUGUAGAGGUCAAUCUCUUGUCACAAAGAAGAAAAAGAAACAACAAACAAUUUCUUCUAUUUCACCCUCACCUGUUCCAGAAAUUACAUCAACUAGUAGCACAUCUGAUCACACAAAAACAAUUGAUUAUGAAGCAAUUUUCGGUGAUAUUCUUUCUAAAAUUACUGACUCAGAAGAAGGCUAUGGUUCUGAAUUAGGGUCCAACAGCACUCUUCAUCUCAAAAUUUAUGAUGAUGAUGGUGACGAUUCAGUGGAAGAAGAGUUUCCAAAACAUCAACUGUUCCUUGAAAGAGAGUGGAAUCAUUUAGCCUAUGUUUACAGCGGUGAUAGACUACGUGAGUACAUUAAUGGCGUCUUAACUGAGGACAAGAAGUGUGAUUUCGCCAUCUUAGGUUGUGGAUUGAACAAGCUUCAAGUAGGUGCAUCCAACGAUGAUUAUCGGUUCACAGGUUUCAAAGGCUGUCUUGACGAAAUAAUCAUUACCAAUUAUGCAAUGAGCAAACGUGAAAUAUCCAAGUUGUACAGGUACAAAGAUCAAUAG